Belonocnema kinseyi is the source of this 4720-nucleotide messenger RNA. RefSeq names its product zinc finger protein 235-like. The transcript has 2 exons. The record is from RefSeq and is a predicted model, not a curated record. Gene Ontology annotation, biological process: regulation of transcription by RNA polymerase II. Gene Ontology annotation, molecular function: chromatin insulator sequence binding. The coding region runs from base 139 to 4455 and encodes 1438 amino acids. Lineage: Eukaryota; Metazoa; Arthropoda; Insecta; Hymenoptera; Cynipidae. Gene Ontology annotation, cellular component: chromosome.
UUGCGAUCGUAGUUGACAAAAUAUUAAUUUGUUUAUUUGACAGAAACUUUAAUGCACAUAGACAUUACACGAAGUGCAUCGUGCAGUUGAAAUGUGAAUUGAUGAUGAAAUAAUCGUUAAAUAUUCAAAAGUGACAGAAUGGACAUCCAUAAAACAAUAAAGUUUUCAUCAUCAAACGAAGUACGCACUGCAAAAGUACCUAUGGUAAAACUUUCAAGACUUUAUUGGUGCAUUAAAUGCAAGAAAAGAUUCAAAACGCCUGAAAAUUUAAAGAUGCACACAGAAGAACACAACCAUCUAAUUAAUUCCUUUACAAAAGGUAACAGUGUCAUUACAAUAAAUGAUGAGCCUCCUCAAUUCGAUAUCUUCGAUGAAAUGCAUUUUUUGAAAGAGCAGAACCAUUUAACCAAUUGCUCUAUAAAAGGCAACGGUGAUCAUCUAUCAAAUGAAGUACACACUGCAAAAGUACCCAAGGUAAAACUUUCAAGACUUCAUUGGUGCAAAAAAUGCCAGAAAAGAUUCACAACCGCCGAAAUUUUGAAGAUCCACACCGAAGAACACAACAAUUUAACAAAUUCACCUGCAAAAAGGAAUAGCGUUCUUCCAAUAAAUGAUGAGCCUCCUGAAAUUGAUAUCAUUGAUGAAAUGCAGUUUUGGAAAGAACAGUACCAUUUAACCGAUUCCUCUAUACAAUGCAAAAGUGAUCUUUUAAUAGAUGACGAGUCUUCUGAAAUUGAUGUCAUCGGUGAUAUGCAUUUUUUGAAAGAACAGAACCAUUUAACCGAUUCCUCUAUACAAUGUAAAAGUGAUAUUUUAAUAGAUGACGAGUCUUUUGAAAUUGAUGUCAUCGGUGAAAUGAAUUUUUUGAAAGAACAGACCCAUUUAACCGGUUCCUCGAUACAAUGCAAAAGUAAUCUUUCAAUAGAUGAUGAGUCUUCUGAAAUUGAUGUCAUCGAUGAAAUGAAUUCCUUAAAUGAAGAGCCGAACCAUUUAAGCAAUUUCUCUAUAAAAGGCAACAGUGAUCAUCUAUUAAAAGAAGUACACACUGCAAAAGUACCUAAGGUAAAACUUUCAAGACUUUAUUGGUGCAAUGAAUGCCGAACAAUAUUCAAAUCCGCCGAAAUUUUGAAGAUCCACACCAAAGAACACAAUAAUUUAACCAUUUCGCCUACAAAAAGGAACAGUGUUCUUCCAAUAGAUGACGAGUCUUCUGAAAUUGAUGUCAUCGGUGAUAUGCAUUUUUUGAAAGAACAGAACCAUUUAAUCGAUUCCUCUAUACAAUGCAAAAGUGAUCUUACAAUAGAUGACGAGUUUUCUGAAAUUGAUAUCAUCGACGAAAUGGAUCUUUCGAAUGAACAGAACCGUUUAACCGGUACCUCUAUACAAUGCAAAAGUAAUCUUCCAAUAGAUGAUGAGUCUUUUGAAAUUGAUGUCAUCGAUGAAAUGAAUUCCUUAAAUGAAGAGCCGAACCAUUUCAGCAAUUGCUCCAUAAAAGGCAACAGUGAUCAUCUAUCAAAUGAAGUACACACUGCAAAAGUACCUAAGGUAAAACUUUCAAGACUUUAUUGGUGCAAUAAAUGUCAGAAAAGAUUCAAAACCGCCGAAAAUUUGAAGAUCCACACAGAAGAACAUAAUCAUUUAACCAAUUCCUCUCACAAAGGCACCAGUGUUCUUCCGGUAAAUGAUGAGCCUUCUGAAAUUGACAUCGCAGAGGAAGUGAAGUUCUUGAGUAAAGAACAGAGCCAUUUAACCAAUUCCUCUCACAAAGGCACCAGUGUUCUUCUGGCGAAUAAUGAGCCUUCUGAAAUUGACAUCGCAGAUGAAGUGCAGUUUUUGAGGGAAGGACAGAGCCAUUUAACCAAUUCCUCUCACAAAGGCACCAGUGUUCUUCCGGCGAAUAAUGAGCCUUCUGAAAUUGACAUCGCAGAUGAAGUGCAGUUUUUGAGGGAAGGACAGAGCCAUUUAACCAAUUCAUCUGCCAAAGGCAACAGUGUUCUUCCGGUGAAUAAGGAGCCUUCUGUAAUUUAUUUUGCAGAUGAAGUGCAUUUCGCGAGGGAAAAACAAAGCCGUUUAACCAAUUCUUCUAUAAAAGGCAACAGUGAUCUUCCAUCAAAUGUAGUAUACUCUCCAAAAAAACAUUUAAUACAAAUUUCAAGUCUUUAUUGGUGCAAAAAAUGCCAAAAAAGAUUCAGUACCGCCGAAAUGUUAAAGCUCCACACAGAAGAACAUGAUCUCGCGGAAAAGUCUCUAACUGUCUCAUCUGGCUCCGCUAAUAGUUCUUACACUUGUCCAAAUUGCAAAAUAGUUUAUUUGAAUUUCUUCAGUUUAAAGAAACAUUUUGCGCGAAAGCACAAACUCUGUCCCAAAAAUUUUUCAAUAAAACGCAGUUUUACGCGACAUACGCUGGCUCAUCAAAGUGUAGAAUGUUUUACCUGUGAUCUUUGUUCUAAAGAAUUUUCGAGAAAAUCUAAUUUGACAGACCAUAUAAAUAGGCACAUGAAUAUAAGACCGCACAAAUGUAAAAUUUGUGGAAAAGGUUUUAUUCGUCCAUCUUAUUGUAAGGCUCAUAUGCGCACCCACAGAGGAAGGCCUUUUGAGUGCGAUUUAUGUAAAAGAAGAUUUUCACUAAAGCGCACUUUAACAUUACACAUGCUUGUUCAUCAACAGGGAAGACCUCAUUCGUAUGUCUGUGAUUUGUGCGGCAAACAUUGUGCGCGCAGAGGUAGUUUCAUGGACCAUUUAAAAACACACAUGGACAUCAGUUGUCACACGAGUUACGAGUGUGAUAUGUGUAAGAAAAAAUUUGCCAACCGUUCUAAUUGGAAGCGUCAUAUACGUCGUAUUUCUGCAUGUUUUAAUCAUUAUAAGUGCUCCACCUGUACAGAAGGUUUUUCGACAACCGAGGGCUUAAAAAACCACAUCGCGAACUGUUUCGAUAUAUCAUCCGGAUAUAGUAUUGCAGCAACCAAGAAGCGAAUCGGAGACACCUAUUUUUGUAAAAUUUGCUCGAAAUUCUUCCUGAGGAAAGCUUAUUUUGUUGAUCAUAAAAAUCUCCACUCCUUGACAGAGACCAACGCUUGUGAAAUCUGCAAGAGAGUAUUUCCGAACAAUUAUAGCCUUUGGAAGCAUCAAAGCAAUCUCACUAAAGAAUCUCCUUACUUUGAAUGUGACAUCUGUAAGCUUAAAUUCUGUUAUAAAACUACCUGGUUUAAACACCGUAAGACUCAUUUUUGCAACAAUCUUCCGCAGAUAAAUAAUGUUCAUAAAAUGGUUCAUCAGCAAAUCCCUUUAAAAGUUGGUCCAUUAAAGACAUACAACAGAAAGAAUCUGGGAGAGAUGAUGCAGAAGAGAGAAAUAGUUAGUAUUGUCGAAACUGGACGUGACAAUAAAGUUCACGAUAAAGAAGAGACCAUCUUGCUUCAAGAGGAGAUAAGACUCGAAGAAUUGGAAAGUAGUUCUCAUACAAUGAAUUCUAAUUAUGAUGGUAGUAAAAAUCUACACUCGACUCAAAAACUCUACAUGUGUCAUAUCUGUAUGAAAUUAUUUUUGAACCAAAUGAGCCUUAAGUCGCAUCAGAGAAGUCUUACUAAAGAAAAACCUUAUUUUGAAUGCGAUGUUUGUAAGAUAAAAUUCUGCCAUAAAUAUACUUUAGAAGUACACCAAAAACGUCAUCACCGACGGCAUGAAAUGCCUCUUCAGCAAAUUACUUCGUUUAAAAAUGCUCCAUUAAAGACGUAUAAAAGAAAAGGGUUGCCUGGUGCGAUUCAGCCUACUAUUUUUCAACGGGGUGGUUCGAAGACGCAUGAGAGAAGUGAAAUUCAAGAUAAAGAUGUGCGAAAUCAAGAUAAAGAUAAAGAGGAAAACAACUUGGUUCAAGAGCAGAAUAGACUUGGAAAAUUGAAUAAUGAUUCUAAUGAAAGGAAUAAUGAUACUAAUCAAAAUCCACACUUGAUUCAAUACCCAUAUAUGUGUAAUAUAAGUAAGAGAAGGUUUUUGGACAAAACGAGUCUUAACUCGCAUCAGAGAACUCUCAUUGAAGAAAAUCCUUAUUUCGAAUGCGGUGUUUGCGACCGAAAAUUCUGCGAUAAAUUCACUUUAGCCGCACACCAAAGAUUUUUUCAUCCAAAUCUUAAAAUGCCUUUGCAGAAAAUCACCUUAAAAAAUGUUUCAAAGACGUUUGAAAGAAAUAAGAAUCUUGAAGAAAAGAUGCGAAUUAAUGAAAUAGUUGUGAAAACUGAACCUAAAAGUGAAAUCCAAGGUAAUGAAGAUAGUCAUUUGGUUCAAGAGCAGAGGUUUGAAAACUUAACAGAAAGUGAAAUCUCUACUCUAUCUUCUAUUGGACAGGAACCUCGUGAUCCAUUAGCCUUGACUGAAAGUGAAAAGUCCUUUUUAUUUUCUUCAAUUAAAGAAGAAACUUUCGAUCCCUUAGAUUUAAAUAACCAAAUAGAAGCUUGAAAUGCAAAUAUCGAAAUAGAAAAGUGAAUUAUUUGUAUCUUCUUUCAAAAAUGAUAAAUAUGAGAAUUCAAUCUGUAUGAUUUACUUAUUCGUUCUGAUCUUUGUUUAGCAUUAAGAAAGGAGUUGCAAGCAUGAAGUAAAUUUGUAAUGUUUGAAAAAAUACCGUUACAUAGAAACCGCUUAAAGAGAAAAUUGUAUUCAGAAUAUAUAAAUAAAUCGAAAAUUCAUAGAAAUAAAUAAGCGCCCACUACUUAAUUUGUAGGAA